AUGGAAAAACAUCAAACUCAAGAACUCAAACACUCUUGCAAAUUUUGCAACAAAAGUUUCCCUUGUGGUAGAUCCUUAGGAGGUCACAUGAGGUCUCAUAUAAACAACUCAUCAGCAUCAUCUGAAAAAACAGGACAGAAAGAAAAGCUUGAUCCAAUCAACAAUGGUUGCAUUGGUUCUGAAAACAAUGGUAGCUAUGGCUUAAGAGAGAAUCCAAAGAAAACAUGGAGAAAGAGAAUUGCAGAUUCAAGUGAACAAGGUUUGGUGUAUGACAAGUUGUGCAAAGAGUGUGGAAAGUGUUUUCAAUCUUGGAAAGCUUUGUUUGGUCACAUGAAGUGUCAUUCAGAGAAAGAAAGAGUUUGCAACAGCUUGGAGGAUCAAGAUUCAUGGACGAAUGACGCCAAAGAUGUCCAUUCGGAUAACGAAAUCACUGCGCCGAGUAGAAAAAGAAGAUCAAAGAGAACAAGAACAAGGUAUAAUAGCGUAGUAGUAGCUGCUGCUGCUGCUGCUGCAACUUGUUCUUCUGUUUCUGAAGUUGAACAAGAGCAAGAAGAAGUUGCUAUGAGCUUGAUUAUGCUUAGUAAAGAUGUUAGUCCUUGGAGUGGUCUAGCUGAAUCUUCGGAUAACAAUUCUCGAUCUUCUGUUCGAACUAAUCUUGUUACUAAAUUCAAUGCUAGUGCUAGUACUAGUACUAUGAAUAUUGCCAAGUUGAUGAAGCAUAAGAGAUUCCACUUGAAAGAGGAUACUGAAAGAGGAAUUAAGAUGAAAUCUAGGAAAUUUGAGCUUGAUUAUGUGUCAAGAAUGGAUGAUUCAGAAGGUGAGAAUGGGAAAAACAUAGUGAAUGGAACAGAAUUGGUUACUAUGGGAAAAUUCGAGUGUACUACUUGCAACAAAAUGUUUCAUUCAUAUCAAGCUCUUGGAGGUCAUAGAGCGAGUCAUAAAAAGAACAAAGGAUGUUUCGCUUCGAAUGAUCUAUCUGGUGAACCAACAACCGAAAGCAAGAUCAUGAAGAUUAUUCAUAAUCAUAACAACAAUGAAGAUAUUCAAAACAUGAAGAUCAAAGGUCAUCAUGAGUGUCCAAUUUGCUUUAAGGUUUUUCAAUCUGGUCAAGCUUUAGGUGGACAUAAGAGAUCUCAUAUGGUUGUUGCUUCUUCUUCUGGCGCUGGUUCUGAGACUAGAGUUCCACAGAUUAGAGACUUUCUUGAUCUUAAUCUACCUGCUGCUACUGAGGAAGGAACUAGUAGUCAUGCUGAUUCUAACAGACCUUGGUGGAUACUUGAAAGUAACCAUAAACAAGAGGCACUUGUAGGAUAG
Molecule: messenger RNA, 1314 nt
Organism: Vicia faba (fava bean)
Lineage: Eukaryota; Viridiplantae; Streptophyta; Magnoliopsida; Fabales; Fabaceae
Source: the annotation of a GenBank genome assembly